AUGCUACGUCGGCAACUAUUAGUUCUGCUUUUAUUUGUCUUAUUUACUGCUAAUUUGGCUCAAAAAUAUGUUCCUAAUGAUCGAAAUGAUAAUGACGAAAAUGAUGAUGAAGAUCAAGUUCAACCAGUCAAUCGAGUGCAGCCGCCAAGUAACAACAAUCUUAAACCUGCUUCAAGUAUUAAUGCUAAUGUUCCACCCGCUUCUGAUCCAUUAGCACCACGACGAUAUAUUGAUUCAAAUCGUCGACCAUCGUCAUCAUUACCAACACCACUGGCUGCCAGUAAAGAAUGCGAAUCAGAUGUGCAAAAAUAUUGCGGUAAAGGUAGUAAACAGUUGCUCUCAAAUUUAAAAGUAUUACAAUGUGUUGAUGAUCUUGAUAACGCAGUGAAUUUAAUUAAUAAAGAUUGCCAACAUCGUAUCUACCAAUUUAAAUAUAAUAUGACACAUGAUCCACGUUUUGACGAUGCAGCUGUAAGACAGUGUUCAAAAGACAUUAAAUUAUUCGACGAAUGCGAAGCAUAUGUUACUAAACGUGGUUCGGGUCGUCUUGUUUCAUGUUUAUAUGAUUAUUUGGCUAAUAUAACUGAGCCAUCGUGCCGUUAUUUUAUUAAUCAAAUGCAAGCCAUUGUUUUUAGUGAUUGGCGUUUGACAGAAUAUUUUUCUGAUGCAUGCUCAGCAGAUAUUGCAAAGCUUGAAUGUGGUCGAUUAGACGAUGAAAAUGAAUCAAUUCCACAUGAACAAGGUGCUGUUAUUUCAUGUUUAUCAGAAAAAUACGGCCAACUAACGAUAACAUGUCGUAAAGAAAUCUUUCAUUUAGCUGAAAUGCAAUCGGAUGAUUAUCAUCUUGAUCGUGCACUGUAUUAUGCAUGUCGCGACGAUCGUGAACGUUUAUGUUCUCAAGUUUCAAGUGGUAAUGGUCGAGUUUAUCGAUGUUUAUAUGAAAAAAAAUUUGACAGUAUGAUGACACCAGCUUGUCGCAAAGAAGUUCAUCGACGACAAUCAUUAGUAGUUGCAGACGUGAAGUUUGAUGCUCCAUUAAUUCGAGCAUGUAAGGGUGAAAUGAUUCAACACAAAUGUAACGUUGAUGCUGUAGAAGGUGAUCAACGAUCAUCAUUGGUCAAAUUACUUUUAUGUCUUGAAGAUACAUUGAAAAAAGGUCACCAUAUUCAAGAUGAAUGUCGGCGCGAAAUGCUUGUUCAUCGUCGCAUGUUAAUGUCUGACUAUGCUCUUUCACCUGAAAUCGUAUCGGAAUGUAAAACUGAAAUGAUUCAACAUUGUCCAUCAUUGUUUCAGCAAGGCGCUAGCGGUUCAAUUGGCCAACGCGGUGGCAAAAUGAUUCAUUGUUUAUUGGGUGCUGCACGAAAAGAAAGAAGUUUUAGUAGUCGAUGUUUAACGGUUAUUAAUGCAUUGGUACGUGCAGUUGAUCCGGGCAAUGAUAUACGUGCUGAUCCAUUACUCGAAACAGCGUGUCGGCCUGUCAUUGAUACAUUGUGUCCAAGAAUGAAAGCUGGAAAUUCCAAUGUUGUUUUAUGCCUAUUGGACAAUUUGAAAAAUGCACGCAUGACAGAAGAAUGCGAAGAUCGUCUUAUGGAAGUUGCUUAUUUCAUGGCACGAGAUUGGAGAUUAACACCAAGAUUAAUGCGAACAUGCCAAACAAAUCUUAAAACAUUUUGCCAACUUCCAGAAGACUGGUCGAUGAAUAAAGAAUUAAAUGAUGUUCAAGUUGGAAUGUAUUUAGGAUGUCUAUAUCAACACCGAAAAAAUCUUGACCGAGAAUGUCAAGGUGAAUUAAAACGAAUUAUGCAUAUUCGAACACAAGCUAUCGGUUUAAUGCCUGAAAUCGAAGACAAUUGCUUGACAGAUUUGGCAACUUGCAAAAAUCCAGAAGUGAAAGGCGAAGAAUUCAAAUGUUUACAAAAGAAAUAUAAUAAACUUGAAGAGCAAUGUAAAGCCGCUGUUCGAAAUUAUACACAAAUGACAAUGUCUGAUCCUACUCUUGACUUUCUUUUAAUGAAAGCAUGUGAACCAAUGAUGCAAACCUUCUGUGCGAAUAUUGAAAAUGGACAUGAAAACGAUUUAAUACGUUGUUUAAUUAAACAUAAACAUGAACAAAAAAUGGAUUUUCGCUGUAAAGCGGGUAUUGAUCAUCAUCAAAUUACAAGUAUGAAAGAUGAAGCAUUUUUAAGUCAACAAUUCCGAACCAAAUGCAACGCUGAAGUGAAUGAACAUUGUACAGGAAAGAAAACAAAAGCUGGUGUUAUUCAAUGUCUUGCUGAUUUAAUGUUACGAGACGUAUUGAAAAAAACAAAUGCUAUUAGAGAAUCCUGCCGUGAUGAACUUAGAUUUGAACUUCUUCAACGAAGUGAAAGUAUUGAUUUCGAUCCAUCAUUAGCGAAAGCAUGUCGAUAUGAUAUUAACCGAUUCUGCGCUGAUCGUACACCAGGAAAUGCUCAGAUUCUCGAUUGUCUAAAAGAAAAUCAUAAUAAAGUAUCAGCACCAUGUUUUGCUCGAUUACGAAAACGUGAAAAACUUGAUGUUAUUUUACCUGAGAAUGAUUAUAGUCUUAUGUCAAAAUGUGCAACAGUGAUUCAAAAAUAUUGUUCAAAUGAAAAGAAACAAAAUAUUUUAUCAUGUUUACGACAUAAUAUUAAUCAAGAUGCCAUGCCUAAUGUCUGUCGACGAAUUUUAUAUCAUCGUUUAAUGGUUCUUAAUAGCGAUGCUCGUUUCAAUAAAGGUUUAAUCGAAAAUUGCCAACGUGAUAUUGGUAAAUUUUGCCAAUCAGAAAUCAUUGAUCAAGAUAGUGACGACAAAGAUUCCGAUGAGGAUGAUGGAGACAACGAUGAUAAAGAUACCGAUAAAAAGGAUGAUCCGAAUCCGAGUCCGAAUACCGAUGAAAAUGGUGACGUAAAGGAUCGUGAAAUGGGUGGUCGAAUCAUACAAUGCUUACGUUCAAAAUAUGCCGAUACAACAAUUACAUUAGAAUCGCCAUGUGUUUCAGAAUUAAUCGAUGUUAUACAAACAUCGAAACUUGACAUUAAACUUGAUAUUAGACUUUAUCAAAGUUGCCGAAAAUCACUUAACAUUAACGGUCAAUGUGUUGGUAUGGAUCAAGAAGAUUGCUUGAAAAUACUUUAUCAACAGGGUAAACUUGAAGAUGACGAUUGCAAAGAACAAGUUAAACGUAUUAUACGAGAAGGUCAAGCUGAUAUACAUGUCGAUCGCGCAUUAUCAUUUGCAUGUCAAGCUGACGUCUUGAAAUAUUGUAAUGAUAUUCCGAUAGGAAGUGGAAAACAAUUACAAUGCUUAUUAAGUAUGGGUAAAUCAGUAACAAGUCAAUGCCAGAGUGUGUUAGAAAAACGACGCGAAUUAUGGAAAUCUGUACCCAAUGUGAACGGUGUCGUUGAAUUGGCAAAUGAAAUUCGAAAAUCUAAUAACAGUUUCUAUCUGUUCUCUGUUAUUCUUUUAAUAUUAUGUGUUAUGUUCAUGGCUGGUUGUGCUUGCCGUCCGUAUGUACGAUACAGCCGUGUCAGAAAAUACAAAUGA
Messenger RNA from Rotaria socialis, 3543 nucleotides. Lineage: Eukaryota; Metazoa; Rotifera; Eurotatoria; Philodinida; Philodinidae. The record is from the annotation of a GenBank genome assembly.